Messenger RNA from Penicilliopsis zonata CBS 506.65, 1945 nucleotides. RefSeq lists its product as hypothetical. NCBI's taxonomy places the organism in Eukaryota, Fungi, Ascomycota, Eurotiomycetes, Eurotiales, Aspergillaceae. The record is from RefSeq and is a predicted model, not a curated record. The transcript has a single exon. The coding region runs from base 462 to 1493 and encodes 343 amino acids.
GGAGCGAGGAUGUUGUGUUUGCCAAACGAAGACCGUGGGAGGAAAACCGCAGAAGAUAAGAGCGAUCAGUAUGACACAUAGCUCCCAAAGAGGUCUAGCCUCUCACGUGAUCCUUUGCGGGGAGCGAAAUCGGAAGCUAGUCCGAAUAUGGAAGCAGCCAUUCUGACGGUCGAACAGAAACAAUUCACAAGGACCCUUCAACGACUCCUCCAAGCCAUAGUGUGUUAUCGCGCCUGAUCAGUGAGAGAGAAGUGACAGGCUGUGAUUGCCAGCUUUGGUGGAUCGGUAUGUCCGUUUUCUGGAAAUCGCAGACUCCGGGACGCCGUACAUUUCGGCAAGGUCUCCGGCGACAACAUCGGGCAAACCCCGUCUGAGGGUUAAAAGACUGCUCAUAAUCGGUAUGUGGGUGAUACGAGACGGUGUCGGAGAUUUGAAACAGUCUGUGGAUCAAGUCAACGGGUAUGGCGACGUCAAGGAGGAUGGAAUACCAGCGUCUUGGAAAUAGCGGGCUGAAAGUGUCCAAAAUCAUACUCGGGUGCAUGACAUAUGGGAAUCCGUCAUGGCAGGGUUCUCCAUGGGUGCUGGAUGAGGAGCAGUCACUGCCUCUUGUGAAGAAGGCGUUUGACAUGGGGAUCAACACGUUUGACACGGCAGACACAUACUCGAACGGGCUGUCGGAGACGAUCCUGGGCACCGCGAUGGCCAAGUACGCCAUUCCACGCAGCAGGGUGGUGAUCAUGACCAAACUCUACUACCCUGUUCUCGAAGACGACCUGGACUCACGGCCAAACCCAGCCGUCAACGACGGCGAGCUCGUGAACCAGAUGGGGCUAAGUCGGAAACAUAUCUUCGACGCGGUGGAAGGGUCCCUUCGCCGGCUCAAGACGAGCUAUAUCGACGUACUGCAACUGCAUCGGCUUGAUCUCGAGACACCGCCGGAGGAGAUCAUGCGGGCGUUGAACGAUCUCGUCCGCAUGGGCAAGGUACAUUACCUGGGCGCCUCGAGCAUGUACUGCUGGCAGCUGGCACGGUUGCAGUACACGGCAAAAAUGAACGGGUGGACUGCCUUUACGAGCAUGCAAGGAUUAUACAAUCUGCUUUACAGGGAGGAGGAGCGCGAGAUGAACCCAUUCUGUGAAGCAGAGGGUAUCGGUCUUAUCCCGUGGAGCCCGCUAGCUCGAGGCCUGCUGGCUCGACCGUGGCACGAAAAAUCAGCACGAAGCGACCAGGACGAAAAGACCAAGAAAUGGUUCGUCGGCGACCAGAACCAGAUGAUCGUCGCGAGGGUGGAGGCCAUUGCAAGCCGCAAAGGGUGUAGCAUGAGCGCGGUGGCGAUGGCGUGGCUGUUGCGCAAAGGGGCCUGUCCGAUCGUUGGGCUGAAUAGCAUUGAGCGAAUCGAGGCUGCCACCGAAGCUUUAGGCGUGCAAUUGACGGAUGAAGAGCUCGAUAUGCUCGAGGAGCCGUAUAGACCGUUAGCGCUGCAGGCUAUCUGACAUGGAGUUUUCAUACGGGGCACAAGUUAGAGAGGAGAAUCCUCAAUCUCUUCAAUAUGGCAUUUCCAGUCUGUUCUGUAUUUUAGUGCACGGUGGCUCUAUAGAACAAAUCAUAUCACACCCCGUUAGACAUCAUCCCUGGGAAUGUAAACUCGCCAAGAUCCGUUAACAAAAAGUCAUCCAUGGAGUUCACCAAGUUAUCUCCGGGGAAAGUAAACGGGCCAUGAAUUGGUCUCUCGGCCGAUCGGGCAGGAUACCCCAUUCCUUCCGAUGAAGUCAUGACUGACAAGCCAUGGUCUAUGUGCACGUUCCCCCCGGAUAUGCUCGUCAUGCAGUCAAGCAGUUUGCGUUCCAGUCCGGGCGUCAUCCGCCAGAUUGGAUGCUGCGCAAUACACUGCGUGCCGCGGAACCGGUCCAGGACUUUCCUAAUGAGUUCGAAAUUAUGUGCAGGC